Messenger RNA from Anopheles darlingi, 2390 nucleotides. RefSeq names its product peroxisomal membrane protein PEX14 (gene Pex14). NCBI's taxonomy places the organism in Eukaryota, Metazoa, Arthropoda, Insecta, Diptera, Culicidae. The record is from RefSeq and is a predicted model, not a curated record. Gene Ontology annotation, cellular component: peroxisomal importomer complex; peroxisomal membrane. The transcript is spliced from 4 exons. Gene Ontology annotation, biological process: protein import into peroxisome matrix, docking. The coding region runs from base 533 to 1435 and encodes 300 amino acids. Gene Ontology annotation, molecular function: signaling receptor binding.
GGUUCUUGAGAAAUGCGGUGCGAAAGUUAAAGUUUUUACAAUUAUUCUCAAUGUUAAAUGCCUAAUAAAACCUUUCCCGUGUCGGCAAACGCACGCUGCUUUGUUGGUGCACGUAAAAAAAUCCAAUACGGCGAUCUGUCAAGUUCUAAGACACCACCUCUCUAUUUAAAACAUCUUGGGCAAAAAUGAAAACAAAUAAUUUUCGAAUCUUUUGCGGAUUUUGUGCAAGAAAAAAUCCACAAAAUUAAUCGAUUUCACCGAGAAACACUCGUCAACGACGGCAGCGUUGGUUCCUCUAGUCAUACACGCGCGGAGGUGUACGUAAUCUUCCGGAAGUGCGCCCCCGGUUACAAUUGUGUCGCGUAACGAACCCGUGAACCCAGCUCGCCCUCGUAACCCAUUCGAUCUCGACGGCGAGGUGCGUAACAACCACCUCGAUAAGCGUCUUCCGCGGUCCCUGGCGUUGUUAUCAGUGAUUAGUCGUUAGCGUGUGUCUACAUUGGCCAAGAUUAAUCUCUCGGUGGAAAUCAACAUGGGAGAAAACAGCAAGGAGGCAGCGGAAACACCGCCCGCCGUCCUGUCGGCGGUGGCCAGCUUAACAACGACGACGGACCAUCUAACGGAAUCAGCGAGUACAACUUCCCCCCAAUCACCACCGCCACUGCCACCGCGAGAGCAUUUGAUCGUGACCGCCAUUAAGUUCCUGAACAAUCCGAACGUAGUUCGUAGUGCCAUCAACAAGAAGCAGGCCUUUCUGCGGUCCAAAGGUUUAACGGAGGAUGAGAUACAGAUCGCCUGCGAGCGGGCCGGUGUCUUUACCGCUGAUCCCAAGCUCCCCAGCCACACCGUCAUCAGUAUGGGCGUGGAAUCGGGUGGUGCAAGCUACGCCAAAUCCGGGGCCAGCUACCAGCUGCAACAGCGUUCCAGUAAUUUUCUCACUCGAAUGAAGGACAUACUCAGCUCCGUUGCUAUGCUCAGUGGACUUAUGUACGGGGCAUACUGGCUCUACAAGAGAUUCAUCGAACCGUUGUUGUUUAGGGAUAAAAAGAAGAAAAGUGUCACGGAAGAGUUGGCUGAAUUGAACGCUUCGGUUACGGUGAAGAUCGACACGAUCAGUAGUGAGCUGACGGGUAUCCGGGAAGAGCUGAACCGAGUCAACCAGCUUAAUGAUAAGAUGAAGGAGUUGACGAGUUUUAAGGGUGAUCUCGAUUCAAUCAAAGGUCUACUCCUGAACCGGAAACAAUUUGCCUCCCCCAACCUUCCCAUAGUACCACCGUCGAUUCCAGCGUGGCAGCUACGCUCACAGCAGCACCAGCAACCGAGCAGCGAGGGAGAACACGACAAGAUCGAUGAUAACGAUACUGGCUCCGGGUCGGGAUCCAGUGAGAACGAUGUGGUGCUGAAGAACAGUGACAGCAGCUUGGAGAUUAUGUAAUUGCGAUUGUUCCUGGACAAUUAUUGCUGAUCUUCCCUGACAAUUUCUUUUUCUCCAUUUGCUACUUUCCUACUUUGCAGAUCUUAAUUCGUCUAAAUACGCAUCACAAGUAACGAUUGGUCUGCAAAUAAAAGUCGUUUCCUCCAUUAUUGUGUAGCUUCCAUCGCCUAAAUUCGCGAUAAUUUUGUGCGUUCAGUUAGCUCCCAUGGAUGCGCUAGGUAUAGCUCCCUUGGAUCGUACAACGUCAUCAUGUUCUACAGGACCGUUUUGAUCGCUCCAGGGAAAAGGAAAGGGAAACGUUAGGGUUCAGUUUUACAUAACGUUAAGCUCCUCCUUUUUGUACAGUUUUGCAUUUAACCAAACCAUUGCCAUUCUUCCUUGUUUGAGCGCUGCUGUGGGGAUGGUGUUGACUGGACAGCAUAGAAGGUAGCACCUGCAGACGAUUGCGGGUAUUGUAGAAAGCAGGAUCGAAACGUUUCCAAUCCUUUAUCGAUAGUUGUGUUUUUGGUUGCUUUCAGGGAUACUGUGGAGAGUUCUUUACUCGUGCGUAACACGUGCGUUAUCUAGUGAUAUCAAUUAGUUUCCUGCAAUGGUUUUGAACUGUAAUGCCGAUGAUUUCUGGUCGUGGUGGUGGAACAUAACAUUUGGAAGGUAGAAAAGAUCGAGCGGUUUUACGUUAGUGUGUAGUUUACUUGACUGCAAGUGAAUGGUACCUACCCAUCCGUGUGUCAGAAUUGGAUGAAUAAACUCGAUCCUAUCCUGUUCAAGAUACACACUACCUCUCAUUCAAUUGCUAUCAGUUUCGCUGACCCAUUCGGAAAAUGGUAAGUGGAGUCGCUAGAUCUUACUUCACUGUAACUGAGCUACGUACUUGUACAAAACCAUACAACGUAUAGUUAUGUUGGAUCAAAAUUGUAUGUUUAAUUCAUUAGUAAGAGUUCGACAAAAACUGUGA